CGUUUACUGUAUGCUAAAUCAGACUCGCGAAUUCGAACCAUGUGAUUUCUGAAGCCGGAGUUUUCACAGUUUAGAGAUGUCGCCAUACAGUCAUGGGAGCAAGAUUAGAUAUGGAUCUAAUCAGAUUUGAUUCCGAGUCGGAUAUCUAAUCUCGUGGCCUCGAAGGAUUGAAUUUCACGGGCAACGCGUGAUGCAUCGACCUCACGGACUCGAAACUUCGCAAGUUACGGCACCUUUGUUCGUAAUCAUGCACUCGACUAUUGCUUCCACCGGCCAGCCACGAGUUCAGCCCCACUUCGGCCUGCAUACAUUCCAGCUUAAUUUGGCCCACCAGUGUCUGGCUACCAUGGCAUCGCUCGCAGAUGUCUUGGCAUGCAAACUCCGGAAGGAGUCAUUCCAGGGUACAUCCCUGGUACAUAAGAGAUGUUGAAAAUUUAAAGCAUUCUUCUCGGUAGCGGACGAGUUCUUCGAAACCCAGACCCCUGCUCUUCUCGCCACGAGUCUUCGAUCCCACGAUGGUCGCCUUCGCUUCCUUGGCCCGCAUCGCGGGAAUAAUUAAAAUGCUCAUGGAGCUUCGCCCUCGUCAUCGUCUCAUAUCGUCUUCUUUCUGCUUCUGGAAUGCAGCGACGAAAACGAGUCAGAAAACCCGCUCGGUGCUGCACUAAUAAUGCUCCUUGGACCAUGACGAUCCUUCAUUCGACAAUGCGUGCCUUGUCUGCCGGGCCAGGAUGCAGUAGUAAUGGGCGCUCGCUGCAAUUACUCUGGUCCCUUCACGAGCUCCCGUGAAAAGCGACCGCUUUCGUCACACUCGAGGCCGAGAUCACCCGUUCGAAGGACCGCUAGGAACUCGCUUGUAGCCCGCCGCACAUGGCUCAUUCUAAACACGCGGAUCUUCCUGAAUUUGCGCUUUUGCUUAUAAGCAACGGGGGAUGGAUGUGAAAAUGCGAACCAUGUUUUCCAAAUUGUGGACAUCCGCUCUUGUGAGCGCCAUCGCUCUCGCCGGCACCGUUGGGGCUGGGGAGACGUUCCCAACCAAAGCGCACAUGCGGCAGCUGCAGGUCGCCGCUGCGGAACGCUUCACGCGUCCUGUUGUCGAGUCUGCCAUCCCCGGCGUCCAGAACAUCACAUUCACCGACCCGAGGGCAUCUCAAUUCUACGUCGAUGGCACGAGCAUCCCUGAAGUCGACUUCGAUGUUGGACCCAGCUGGUCAGGCCUGCUACCCAUCAGCAGUGACCCCAAUGAGACGCGCAAGCUUUUCUUCUGGUUCUUCCCGCCUGGGCCGGAGGGAAGUCUCGAUGAUCUGAUCUUCUGGACGAACGGUGGACCGGGAUGCAGCAGUCUCGAGGGACUUUUGCAGGAGAACGGGCCCUUCCAAUGGGGUGUCGGGACGGCCAAGCCCAUUCCGAACGUCAACAGCUGGACCAACCUUUCCAGUAUGAUUUGGAUUGAGCAGCCCGUCGGUACGGGCUACUCGCAAGGAACGCCGAACAUCACUAAUCAAGACGAGCUGGCUGCCCAACUGGUCGGCUUCAUGCAGCAGUUCCUGGACAUUUUCAAGGAGCUGAACGGCAAAAAGUUCUACAUCACUGGGGAGAGUUAUGCUGGAAAAUAUGUUCCCUACAUUGCCAACUACAUCUACGAAAACCCGACUGCAUUGAACCUGAGCCUGCAGGGCAUUUGGAUCGCCGAUCCGAGCAUCGGUCCCAAUGUUGCUCAGUCCCAGAUUCCCGUCUUCGAGUUUGUGAAAAAAUACCAGAACGUCUUUGCUUUCAACCAAGCGUUCAUGGACCAACUCGAGGCAACGAGCAAACAAUGCAACUACGCUGAUUACAUGUCCACUUAUGUGACCUAUCCGCCCAACGGUCUGCUUCCGACCCCAGAUGUUCCCAGCUCUGGGGACUGCGAUAUCUGGAACACCGUUCUCAAUCAGGCGCUCGUGAAAAACCCCGCAUUCAACAUCUACCGUGUGUUCGACACUUUCCCUGUGCUGUGGGACGUGCUCGGGUUCCCUGGGACGUUCGAUAACAUCCAAUUGGCGCCGUUGUACUUUGACCGCCCGGACGUGAAACAAGCGAUUCACGCACCAAUGAAUGUGUCCUGGACGGAGUGUAGCAACAUCGCAGUCUUCCCGCAAGGCGACAACAGCGAUUUCUCAUACCUUUCCGUGCUUCCAAAUGUCAUCGAGAAAAGCAAGCGGUCGGUCAUUGCGCAUGGGUUGGCAGACUUUAUCUUCAUUGCUGAAGGCACCCGUAUUGUCAUUCAAAACAUGACCUGGAACGGCAUGCAAGGUUUCCAGACCCCGACCGCCAACGACAGCCUCGUUGUCGACAACGUCGGCCCGCUCGGCACAGCACACACCGAGCGUGGCUUCACAUACAUCGAGGUCGAACUCAGCGGCCACAUGGUCCCCCAGUUCUCGCCCCUGGCCGCUUUCCAGAGCAUGGCCUACCUCAUGGGCUUCAGAGACACCGUUUAGCUAUGUACUCUGGACACGACACAACAUGUCAUCUCUUUCAUUCAUCCCGAAAUUGCACUAGCGUUGUUGAACAAUAACCUAUCCGUCGUAUCUUGUCGUAUUCCCGGCAUCUGGCCCCGACUCGCCAAUCCCAUUAGAGCCGAUUUGAGCUGUUCUGGUGUGAUAUCCGAGGCAGGAUUGUUGAUCGGAAACGGCAGAAUCCCAGAAAGGAAGCCAGACCCAAGCCCGACAUUCACAGGCGGGCCAAUCGAGAAGGGUUGUUGAUGUGCAGCCGUUGAUUGACUUGAGGGUCUCGGUGGAUCGAAAGAGGAGGAUGGAUAUAUCGACAAGAAGUAGGCGAUCAACCCAGCCGCAUGGGGCGCCGCCAUCGAGGUGCCCGAGAGCUCUUUCGUGGCGCCCUUCUCACCAAUAUACGUCGACAAGAUGUUCAACCCCGGCGCAAAAACAUCGACACACGGUCCGACAUUGGAGAAAGACGCAGCUUCGUCCUUGAUCGUCGAUGCUCCCACAGUGAGGACUUUGGCGGCAGAGGCUGGUGAGUAGUUGCAGGCGUUCUGAUUGUCGUUCCCUGUUGGAGAACAAGAUCAGUGAGUGAAAAUGUCCCAGAGGUUCAAGUACCUGCGGCAACGGCAAAGUGUAUUCCCGACUCGACAGCCCCGUUGACCGCCAUGUCCAACACCACAGACUUGCCUCCACCAAGACUCAUGCUCACAACGGCGCCGCGAUAUGCGUUGGUGGAAUUGAGACCCGAGUUCUGCUUCGCUGCUUGCCUCUUCGCUUGAGCAUCCUGGACGGCCCAGUCUACUCCCGCGAGUACAUCCGACAUAGAACCGCUUCCAUCUGAGCCCAGAACCUUCACAGCAAGCAACCGCGCCUGCUUCGCGACGCCGUAUGUCCGAGACCCGAUCGUCCCAGCGCAAUGGGUGCCGUGUCCGUUGGUAUCCGUGUCGCCGCCGUUCGUUGCAAUCGUCUUACCCCAAACAGCACGUCCUUCGAACUCGGGGUGAUGAGUAUCUAUGCCGGUGUCUAUAACAUACACGUCGACACCCUGACCACCGGUAGGAUCGUACUUGUAGGUAUAGCUUGAAUCGGAAUUGGGCGAGGAGCUGAAAAUAAGAGAGUCGCCAGAGCUAGGCAGUGUCUCGCGCUGGCUUAGCCGCGCCAGUCCCUGUUCCAUCAGGUAAGAAUACGCGUCAUGACGCGUCCAGAACGCACCCAAGGCGCGUUGGUCUGCACAGCGGGUGCUCCCUGUGUCUUCAUGACCUGAUCCCGCUCAAUGUAUCGUACCUCGGGCAGCGUCCUCAGUUCCUCCACCAUGCUCGCCGAGAACGUUGCCGCAUAACCAUUCCACGCCGCAUACACCUGCCCGAUCGAGUACACUCCCUCGUAGACGUUGUUGCUUUGAUGUGCCGCUUGCAGGUAGUUGAAGUGGUUCUGCAUCAUUUCUGAGACGUGUAUCGGCGAGGACGGGGAGUGAGAUGAGAACGACGACGAAGAUUCAGGCGCGGGAUUGAGCAUAACGAUGUAAGAGUCGUUGAUCAACCCAUAGCGGUGCUCUUCAGCGAACGGUGCGAGGCGUGAAGGCGAAGGUUGGCGAGGUGUACCUGGACGGCGAUGUCGUUGAGCCUUCGUAUUUUGUACGAGGGCCAGAAGAAUUGCGUUGAGAAGGAGAAAUCCUAGCAUGAUGAAGACAAUGAAAGGGUUCAACAC
This is a messenger RNA of Mycena citricolor, 4187 nucleotides long. NCBI's taxonomy places the organism in Eukaryota, Fungi, Basidiomycota, Agaricomycetes, Agaricales, Mycenaceae. The record is from the annotation of a GenBank genome assembly.